AGAGCCGUUACUAUCUAGUAACAGCCAGGGUCACCUCGGCCAAGUGACCCCCCAGCACCUUUCGUCCACGCCAUUCUCGCCAUCCUAUUUGGUGGAAGAAUACGGAAUUUACUCAGCAUGUAUUUUCCCACCCGUCACAGGCGCCAGAGCAUGGGCUCCCAAAAACCACCCGGAGGAUAUUCCAGCCCCCAGAUCUAUCACACCCUGGUAAUCCCCCAUAACGUGGUAUCGCGGCGAGGCGAGAAAUCUGCUAUCGGCAGCUCGCCCGCAGCACGCAUGCCUUUAAAGGUAGGCUAUCGCCGCUCGUCUUACGAGUUUUGGGCCUUUCUUCUCGCGUACCGAGAAAAUAACACCCCGGACGACGGCUACUGCGCUCGUUUUUUUAGACGGAGAGAGAAUCGAGAAUCGAAGGCACCGCGAGACGUCAGAUAUUGGUCAAAGAGGCUUGGGAUCGUUCCCGCCAGUCGACAACCAUGUCGUCCAUGUUAAAGUAUAUCGUCAAAAAUGACGCUAUGAAAUCGGACCCGAAGGAGAUAUACGGAUGGAGGGUUUAUCUCUUGGCUUGUUCCGCCUGUUUCGGCGCCAUGUCUUUUGGAUGGGAUAGCGGUGUGAUCGGCGGUGUUAUUAACCUUGACUCAUUCAUAGACGCGUAUGGUUUAGGAAGCAAAGAUGAUGUCGCGGCAGCCAAUCUUCAAGGAAACAUCGUCUCCGUGUUGCAAGCUGGGUGUUUCGUAGGCUCUCUCGCAGCUUACCCCUUAACCGAUGCCUUCGGUCGCAAACCGUGCUUAAUGGCUGCUGCUCUCUUUACCCUGUCUGGUGUAGCCAUGCAGGCUGCUGCGUCUGGUCACCUUGAGCCGAUGUACAUUGGCCGAUUCAUCUCUGGUCUUGGUGUCGGCGCGUCCAGUGUCAUCAACCCAAUUUACGUUACCGAAAAUGCGCCUCGUGCCAUCCGUGGUCUGCUAACCGGCUUGUAUCAAAUGUUCAUCGUCACCGGCGGCAUGAUAGCGUUCUGGGGCAACUACGCCGUCAGCGUCCACCUGACCGGCCCCAAGCAGUACAUCGUGCCCCUAUCCAUCCAAGGUCUCCCCGCCCUGUUACUCUUCUCCCUGAUGGCCAUCUGCAACGAAUCGCCGCGGUACCUCGCCCGCAAGGACAAGUGGGAGGAGGCCAAGGCCGUGCUCGUGCGCAUCCGCAACCUCGCGCCCGACCACCCGUACCUGCAGGACGAGUUCCAGGAGAUCGCCGACCAGCUCGACUACGAGCGGCGGCUCAUCGGCGACGCCAACUUCUGGUCGCUGCAGAAGGAGAUGUGGACCGUCGCCUCCAACCGCAAGCGCGCCAUCCUUAGCAUCGUCCUCAUGAUCUGCCAGCAGAUGACCGGCACCAACGCCAUCAACGUCUACGCGCCGCAGAUCUUCAAGAACCUCGGCAUCACCGGCACCUCCAACUCGCUUCUCAGCACCGGCGUCUACGGCAUCGUCAAAGUCGUCUCCUGCGCUCUCUUCCUGCUGUUCAUGGCCGACUCACUGGGUCGUAGGCGGUCGCUGCUCGUGUCCUCCGUUGGCCAGGCUUUCUGCAUGUUCUACAUCGGGCUGUACGUGCGCAUCUCGCCCCCCGUGGAUGGACAGCCCGUGCCUGGCGCCGGGUAUUUCGCGCUCGUCUGCAUUUUCAUCUUCGCCGCCUUCUUCCAGUUCGGUUGGGGCCCCGCGUGCUGGAUUCUGGUCUCCGAGAUCCCGGCCGCGCGACUUCGGCCCAUGAACGUCGCGCUAAGCGCUGCGACGCAGUGGUUGUUCAACUUUGUCGUCGCCCGCGCCGUGCCCAAUAUGCUGGCUACCGUCGGCGCGCACGGGUACGGCACGUACCUCAUCUUCGGCAGCUUCUGCGUGUGCAUGUUCUUCUUCGUCUGGUUCUUCAUUCCCGAGACUAAAGGUAUCUCUCUCGAGCAGAUGGAUAAGCUUUUCGGUAUCUCGGAUGAAGAAAGGCUAGAGGUUACCGAGGGUGCGAAGCGUGAUGUGUCGAAGGUCGAAAUCGAGGAGCAUUCUAAUCGGUCGGAUAAUAAAAGCGUAUGAAGUGACAUUAAUGAAGGAUAUGAGAACUAAAAUACCCACUGCUUUUGUAUGAGCUUCUAGUCGGUUUAGAUAGCUAAGGACUUGUUAGAUCCUGCAAUAUUUCAAGUACUUACGAGUUUCCA
Annulohypoxylon truncatum is the source of this 2191-nucleotide messenger RNA. RefSeq names its product general substrate transporter. Lineage: Eukaryota; Fungi; Ascomycota; Sordariomycetes; Xylariales; Hypoxylaceae. Gene Ontology annotation, molecular function: carbohydrate:proton symporter activity. The coding region runs from base 474 to 2069 and encodes 531 amino acids. Gene Ontology annotation, biological process: carbohydrate transport; transmembrane transport. Gene Ontology annotation, cellular component: membrane. The record is from RefSeq and is a predicted model, not a curated record. The transcript has 5 exons.